Molecule: messenger RNA, 2100 nt
Organism: Labeo rohita (rohu)
Lineage: Eukaryota; Metazoa; Chordata; Actinopteri; Cypriniformes; Cyprinidae
Gene: alp3
Product: alkaline phosphatase 3
Exons: 11
Coding region: 46-1659 (537 amino acids)
Biological process (GO): dephosphorylation
Cellular component (GO): plasma membrane
Molecular function (GO): alkaline phosphatase activity
Source: RefSeq, a predicted model, not a curated record
UACACUUUCUUACAUGUUUUCUGAGUGUCCAGCUGUGGUCUCAUCAUGUUUGGUGUCUGUGUGUCCGUCCUCUGUUAUCUGCUGCCUUUGCUGUCCAUGAGCUCUGGAUCAGUUGAAGAGGAGAAUCCAGAGUUUUGGAGGAGUUCUGCUCAAAACACACUGCGUUCGGCUCUGAGCAGGAAUCUCAACACUAAUGUGGCCAAAAACGUUGUGCUGUUUCUGGGAGAUGGUAUGGGUGUGACCACCAUCACGGCUGCCCGCAUCCUGAAGGGUCAGUUACAGAACCGCUCUGGAGAGGAGACCGUCAUGAAUAUGGACACCUUCCCGCAUGUGGGUCUUGCUAAGGUGUAUACAGUGAAUUUUCAGAUUCCUGACAGCGCGGCGACGGCUACAGCGUAUCUGUGUGGAGUCAAAACCAACCUGAACACUCUGGGUGUGAGCGCAGCCGCUCGCACUGGUGUGUGUAGGACGCAGAAAGGCAAUGAGGUCACGUCCAUCCUCAAAUGGGCUAAAGAUGCAGGCAAAUCUGUGGGAAUAGUGACGACAACACGUGUUCAACACGCCACGCCUGCUGCUUCAUACGCUCACAGCGUCAGUCGGACGUGGUACAGCGAUGCCGACCUGCCGUCUUCUGCCGUCACAGACGGCUGUGUGGAUAUCGCCUCGCAGCUGCUCCGAAACACCGACAUAGACGUGAUCAUCGGAGGAGGACGGAAGUACAUGACGCCUAAAGGGUUUCCCGAUCCGGAGUAUCCCACCGAUCUGAGCGCACAGGGACAGAGAAAAGACAACAGAAACCUCAUAGAUGAGUGGCUGAGCAUGAAGGAGGGAAAGGUUGCAAGAUACGUGUGGAACAAGACAGAAUUUGAUGCCGUGGAUCCUGCAAAAACAGAUUAUCUGAUGGCUCUCUUUGAACCGGGUGAUCUUCGAUUUGAUGUGGAGCGAGACCCCAGCAUGGAUCCCUCCAUCUCAGAAACCACAGAGAAAGCCAUUCAGAUCCUGAAGAAAAAUCCCAACGGAUUCUUCCUGCUGGUGGAAGGUGGUCGUAUCGAUCAGGGACAUCACGACAGUCGAGCGUCCAUGGCGCUGCACGAGGCGGUUGCCCUCGACGACGCUGUCGCCCGUGGACUGGCGCUGACCAAUGAGGAGGAGACUCUGACGAUCGUCACGGCUGACCACUCCCACGCCUUCACCUUCAACGGCUACCCGUUCAGAGGGAACAGCAUUCUGGGAAAGUCUCCACUCUUUGCCACGGACCUCUUACCCUACACAACUCUGAUGUACGGAAACGGACCGGGACACAAAAUCACAGACAACAAGCGUCCAGACAUCCGUGACGUCGACACCACCGCUGACGACUACGUUCAGCAAUCGGCCGUCCCUCUGGAUUCCGAGACUCACGGAGGCGAGGACGUGGCGCUGUUUGCCCGCGGCCCCAUGGCUCAUCUCUUCCAGGGCGUUUACGAGCAGAACUACAUCGCACACGCCAUGGCAUACGCGUCCUGCGUCGGCACCAAUCAGGAACACUGUGCUGCCACUGCUCCACCUGAAAAGAUUCCUUUCACAUCCACUGACGUGGGAGGCUCCGCCCCCGACACGCCCCUUUGCACUAUGAUGACACUGAUGCUGAGCGUAUUGAUGAGCGUUUUACUGCACUGAUAUUCAGCAAUCAAUCAUAAUUUGAGCAUAAAUCAAGCCUUCAGUCAAGAAAACCCUUAAAUUAUAAUAUUUUGGGAGUCUAAACAGAAAGAGAACAUGAAAUGGCAAAUGCAAUGCAUCUUUUUUCUUUUGCAUUACUGUUAAAAUGAUCUUUAAGCAGAAAUGACAGUCUUUCUCCUCCACUGGAAACAGAUGUACAUAUUUUUGUCUAUUAAAAUGCUUUUUUAGCAUGAGAUUGUCCCAUGUAUGUUAAUAAUACAAAUUAUCUAACACCGAAUAAAGUUGUAACCAAACAUUCUCCAGCAACUACUAAUGUCCCUGGCAAUUUUAUUUAAGCAAUGAAAUAUAUGUGUAUGUAAUGAAAUAGGUCACACCAGUGAUAUUAUCUGAGAAGUGAACAUAUGAUGUAGCUGAAGUGCACAAUUCAGUUGAGUAAUAAAG